Bombus impatiens (common eastern bumble bee) is the source of this 2969-nucleotide messenger RNA. It is a transcript of the gene Gk2, whose product is annotated as glycerol kinase. Bases 424 to 2340 code for a protein of 638 amino acids. Gene Ontology annotation, molecular function: glycerol kinase activity. Lineage: Eukaryota; Metazoa; Arthropoda; Insecta; Hymenoptera; Apidae. Gene Ontology annotation, biological process: glycerol-3-phosphate biosynthetic process; triglyceride metabolic process; glycerol metabolic process. The transcript is spliced from 11 exons. Gene Ontology annotation, cellular component: mitochondrion. The record is from RefSeq and is a predicted model, not a curated record.
ACGUUGAACAUCGCCAUUUAUUGCGCUACCUUCAACACAUAGCUGCUACUAGUGUCUUGAGUUCUCCACCAGACGACAACAAGCUAUGGCAUAGUAGAGUAGGCAAUAUGACAAGUAAUAUGUUCUAUUACGUGUGCCGCCAAUAUUCUUUGAUUUUUAUUUCCUAUUACCUAUCAGCCAGAUAUGCGUUAAAUUAGAAAACGUGUCGAUGAUCGUGUAUUACUGAUCAUACCUGCGUUCACACUGGGGCGUUAAGUGUUCUUCUGCCGGUUGUCAACUGUAACAUUUUCUCGGAGAACUGUGUUCGAAUCAUUUGACUCUGACCGUGGUGGUGGGCACAAAAAGUCAACAGUGCAAACAUUCUUCUGUUUCGCGAAGAAUUAGCACGCGUGCUGCUUCCACUAAAUUAUUGAUCUAUCGAUCAUGGAGGAAGAAAUUGUGAAUGGGAUUGCAAAUAAAAACGGGAAUUCAGAAGUGGACGAAGAAAUGAAACAGAACGAAGAUGGGACGUUCGACGUAUCGAGCUACCCGGAGCUAGACCGCUCGCAAACCGGUCGCAGAACAAGUAUCUUCAAGUAUUACUCGUUCAACAAGAAAGAUACAAUGCCAAACUUGACGAAGAAAUCGGGCCCUCUUAUCGGAGUAAUUGAUGUUGGCACACGGACCGUUCGCUUUGUGGUGUUCAAUGCAAAACACAUAGCUGAAGUGGCAUCUCAUCAAAUCGACAUAGAACAAAUAAGUCCGCAAGAAGGAUGGAUGGAACAGGAUCCGAGAGAGAUUCUUUUUGCGGUAAAGACGUGCAUCAAAGAUGUUGUUCGGAAAUUGGAUGUGCUUGGAUUGAAGAUAAACGAAAUAAUAACGAUCGGUAUUACAAAUCAAAGAGAAACCACAUUGGCGUGGGAUUCAACGACCGGUGAACCGUUAUAUAAUGCGAUAGUGUGGUCUGAUAUCAGAACGAAUCCGAUCGUCGAUCAGAUAAUAGCCAAGUUUCCGGAUCAAAGUAAAAAUCAUAUCAAACCACUAUGCGGUUUACCAGUGAGCCCGUAUUUUUCGGCACUAAAAAUUCGUUGGAUGAAAGAUAACGUGCCCACUGUUAGAAAAGCGAUGCGAGAUAAGCGAUGCAAAGUGGGCACGAUGGACACCUGGAUCGUUUGGAAUUUAACGGGUGGCAAAGAUGGUGGAUUGUAUAUUACUGACGUAACUAAUGCGUCGAGGACCAUGUUAAUGAACAUAGAGACCCUCUCAUGGGAUCCCACGUUAUGCAGAUAUUUCGACAUUCCUAUGCAAAUAUUGCCAGAGAUUAAAAGCAGCGCUGAAAUUUACGGAAGUAUUGCGAUUGGUCCAUUGAAGGGUAUUACUAUAUCUGGUAUUUUAGGAAAUCAGCAAUCAGCGUUAGUUGGACAAAAUUGUUUAAAGAAAGGACAAGCGAAAAAUACAUAUAGAGGUGGAUGUUUUCUGCUCUGCAAUACAGGAACGACACGUGUGCAUUCUUCUCAUGGAUUAGUUACAACAGUGGCAUAUCAAUUGGGUCCAAAUAGUCCAGCUAUUUAUGCGCUGGAAGGUUCAGUUGCAGUAGCAGGUGCUGCUAUUAAAUGGUUGCGAGAUAAUAUGAAACUUAUAAAGGAUGUUCACGAAAGCGAACAUUUGGCUCAAAGUGUUUUCAGUACUGGCGACGUAUAUUUUGUACCAGCUUUUACAGGACUGUACGCUCCAUAUUGGAGAAAAGAUGCGAGGGGAAUUAUUUGUGGUCUUACUGCAUUUACAACGAAACAGCAUAUAAUAAGAGCAUCAUUAGAAGCUGUUUGUUUCCAAACUAGAGAUAUUUUAGAAGCUAUGUACAAAGAUUGUGGUUUUCCAUUGACUAAGUUAAAUACGGAUGGAAAAAUGUCAACGAAUAAUCUUCUUAUGCAAUUGCAAGCAGAUCUUUGCGGUACGCCAGUAUUCAGAUCAACGAUGCCGGAUAUCACGGCGUUAGGUGCUGCAAUGGCUGCAGGGCAUGCAGAAGGUAUAGAUGUUUGGGAAUUAGAAGGUGAAGAGAUAGAAAGAGUGCCCAGUGAUACAUUUUUACCAACGACCACACCAGAAGGUAAAAAACUUUCAAAUUUAAUAACAUCCAUAUUUUAUCUUUUACGAAAUGUUUUUCUUCUUUCUAUAGAGAGAGAUGCUAGGUAUACAAAAUGGAAAAUGGCAGUUGAAAGAAGUUUAGGUUGGGCGGCAGUAAAGAGAUCUGACCAAAUGACAGACGAAAGAUAUUACGUAUUGGCAUCGGUCCCUGCAAGUUGGUUCUUAAUGACAAGCUUUAUUUUGUUACGAUUAAGUUAUUAUUUGAAAAAUCGGUGACAACAUUCAUAUUGUUACAAUGGAGGAUCACUUAGAUAGCAGAUAGCCUAUAUUGUAUUACAAAUGCAAAUAGGAGUAUGAUUACCAAGCUUUAAUUAUAAAUAGUAGAUCAAAAUAUGACCAUCAGUAACCGAUUAAAAAACAAAAAAGUAAUACAGGUAAAGACAGCUUUGAUUCAAUUGAGUAGAACUACCUAUACUUUCAAACUUUGCCAAAAGAAAUCAAUAUAGUUAAUUAAAUGAAGCGCGACACAGUAAAUAGCUACCAAGUUAUUCGGAAUUUCAGAGAAGAAAGUACUAGAAACAAUGCACAUAUACAAUAAUUUAAACAAUCCAUUUAUUCGUUAUUUUUUAUUUGUUGUUGAUACAAGAUAACGUGAUAUUUCUCGAACCAUUACUGCCAAGUUAACAGACACAGGGCUAUAGUUUUGUAUAGUUUUGUAGGAUUGUAAGCGUUCGUAAUAUUUUAAGAUUUACAAUUAAUUAAAUUUUUAUAAUUUCAACUAUUUCCGUCGCUUUAUUUUGUACGUUUAAUUUAUUUGUUAUAUCAACAAAAAAUCCUGUAUGUAUAAUGUUACAACUAUUGUAUCAUAAAAUCAAACACUGGAAAUACACGUUCGUCUUGUUUUA